Messenger RNA from Eimeria necatrix, 1527 nucleotides. RefSeq lists its product as hypothetical. The record is from RefSeq and is a predicted model, not a curated record. Gene Ontology annotation, cellular component: nucleus. The transcript has a single exon. Bases 1 to 1527 code for a protein of 508 amino acids. Gene Ontology annotation, molecular function: ATP binding; protein serine/threonine kinase activity. Gene Ontology annotation, biological process: protein phosphorylation; mitotic DNA damage checkpoint signaling. Lineage: Eukaryota; Apicomplexa; Conoidasida; Eucoccidiorida; Eimeriidae.
AUGGAGGGCCUGUCGGCUACUGCCUUUAAGGCAGUGCCACCACCUGAAGAUGAUGAAUUUGCCUACCAAAUAUCUUCAACCAAUGGAGAAGCACAGGAAGCAGCCGACAAUGCUGUCUUGAUGGGCUCCCACCGUAGCCGAAAGCAGAGGCGGCGGGCGGAUUCGCACUUGACUGUGGGUUUUAGUGUUUUGUUUUCAGGCUUGAUCGCAGCUUUUCUAGCAUCUCUUCUAUUGGCUCGUCGCCAAGCUUCUUCCCGAGCGGACCUGUUCAGCGCGUGGCAGCACUUGGAGCCUCAAGAAGCGGCAUGGCAGCUGCCCACUGUAGACCAGCAAGAAGUUGCGGUAUUUCCUCGCCUGGCCAUGGGAAGAUGGCUGAUGGCAGCUCUGGUAAAACACAAGCAGAGAGUUGAUACUCAGCGGCGAGGCAGGUUGGGCCGGGAGGUAAUGCUCACUCUUGCUGAACACCUCACGGAUGGGAGGACAAGCAAUGUGAUGGGCGCCACGAUCAACUUGGUAAACAUGCAGCAGUUAGGUAGUCCUGACAUUGACCCCACCCCACAUCCUUAUACCAUAAAGCGCUACCUGUGGGAAGAUGCUGAGUCCGUCACCUUGGAGAUAGUAGAUCAAGCAACGAAUGUGUCGCAUGCAAUGCGGCUGCGCACCUUGCGCCCUCACGUCCAGGGUGAGGACGUGCCGCCAGAGACAGCGGAGGAACUGAACCAGCGGUCAUUGGUGGAGACAACUACCUCUAUGCUCCAGGCAGUGGGGAAGUCGGAUCUGAAGGGCGCAGCAGAGGAAAGGGGUCUGGCCGUUGCAACUGCGGUUGCUACGAUUGAUAACGCCCCCACGGUCAUGCGCGGCAGUACAGUCUACCUCUUGGGAGAUGUGGAGAUAGGCGAAUUGCACAGCGGCCGUUUGAGUGACGUUUUUGCUUCGGAGAACGCGAUGACUUUGGAGGCUAAGGAGUACGCAGCGAGCCGAAUGCUGCUGCAGGUGUUGCUACUGCAACAAGCUGGCUUCAGCCACAAUAACCUAAAGCUAGAGAACUUUUUCAUGCGGGCAGACGGCUCUUUUCUGCUGGGAAACUUUGGCACUGGCACCCGCAUAGGCGAGCGCCUAGACAGGGUCAGCUCCGUGGACCCGAGAUAUGCGGAAAUGGAGCUAGGAGCCAAUGCUGCAGCUGCUCAGGCUGAAGGGAAGGAAGCUCUCGCCAAGCCUAUAGUCGGCGAGAAGUCGGAUAUGUGGAGCUUGGGUAUCUGCCUAUACAAAAUAUUCACAGGCGGCGAUAUGCCUUUCGGCCUGGACUCAGGAGAGCCUCUGGAAUCCAUCUUCUCGUCUCUGGAUAAAGGUGGAGUGAGUUGGCAGUCGGUUAAUGGUCGGCUGACAGAAUUGGGGGUGCCUGCCAAGUGGCAGGAACUGAUUGCGGGCCUCUUGGAGGUUGACAGAGACGAGAGACUGGAUGCAGAAACAGUGUUUAGGGAUUAUCAGGAGCUGCUGCUCCUUCCGAGGCCCAGCAACGAUUUUUAG